AUGUUUAGAAACGGAACACCAGUUCCAUGCUUUUGCACCGGGCUCAAUAAAUGCAUCCUGACGCAGUCAGAAAAUAAUUUAGGUUUCGUUAUGGCUUUAAAUGCUGCUGUUACCGUUAUAACAAGGAAUUAUCCAGGACCAGUGGAUGGGGAACUUCUUUUCGUUACUGUUGCUGCUUUUGGAAGAAAGUUUACUGUUGAAGCUACUGCUGAAGGUGUCGUUCAUUUCGAUGGAGUUGCCACUGUUGAACAGUCCUAUAUGUGA
Molecule: messenger RNA, 264 nt
Organism: Gongylonema pulchrum
Lineage: Eukaryota; Metazoa; Nematoda; Chromadorea; Rhabditida; Gongylonematidae
Source: the annotation of a GenBank genome assembly